AUUUGCAGAGUGCGGAUGAGGAGAAGGGGGUGGGGAGGCGAUCGCAGAGAGAAGAAGGAUUUAUGAAACGAUAGGUGGUCGAGCUUUGUUUGGCUGCUCUGCUGCGCGCAAUAAGUCCAGGGGUUUCCGUGUUUCCUCCACUUGAGGGAUUAAUAGCGCGGUCGGCGGCCACCCGGCGCCCACGCAGCCCCACUCAGCGCCUCUGUGACACCCACCGAAGCCCCCGCGGCGAGCCCAGGGUCCGGACGGCCAGUCUCCAGUGGGUCGCCAGCUCCCCCCGCUCUUCUUCCUCUUCCUCCCUAUGUCAGUGCGUGCCCGCCGCGCGCUCUUCAUGCGUCAGGGGAGCACCGUGCGUAACGGGAGACUGAUUUCUCUCCAUUUUGCGCUGGGAUUCCGAGGACCACUGGCGGCGUAGCGCUCACUUGCAGGGACGCAAACCGCUGGAUCGCCACGUUUUCUCCGCUCAAGCAUCUCUUGGCUCGUCGUUUCUCCCUCCCUCUCUCUCUCUCUUUACGCCAGUCGUGCGUCAGAGCUGACAUGACAACCGAGACCCCUCAGCAGCAGCUGGACCCUCCGCCUCCUAUGAGAUCCAGCCCGGCGUCCAGCGUCCUGCACCCCGCCAUGCUGAGCCCACAAGCCGCCACAGAAAACUCGUCCAGCGCCGUCAAAGUAAAGAAGACGAGCUCCGGUUUACGGCGUCCAGAGAAGCCGCCGUACUCCUACAUCGCGCUCAUCGUCAUGGCGAUCCAGAGCUCCCCCACCAAACGGCUGACACUCAGUGAGAUCUACCAGUUCCUCCAGGCUCGCUUCCCGUUCUUCAGGGGCUCGUACCAGGGCUGGAAGAACUCCGUGCGGCACAAUCUGUCGCUCAACGAGUGCUUCAUCAAGCUGCCGAAGGGCCUGGGCCGACCCGGUAAGGGCCACUACUGGACCAUCGACCCGGGCAGCGAGUUCAUGUUCGAGGAGGGCUCUUUUCGUCGCAGACCGAGAGGCUUCCGGAGAAAGUGUCAAGCCCUGAAGCCCAUGUACCGGAUGAUGAACGGCAUCGGCUUCGGCACCUCCAUCCUCCCGCAGAGCUUUGACUUCCAGGCUCCGUCCGCCUCGCUGGCCUGUCACAGCAACAGCUACAACUUGGACAUGAUGAGCAACUCCAUGGCCGGCGGAUACGACGGCUUGGGCGGCGGCCACCACGUCCCGCACAUGUCCCCCAGCCCCGGGUCCACGUACAUGGCGAGCUGCCCCGUGCCGCCGACCGGGGACUACGCGGCGGACAGCAGCAGCCCCGUCCCGUCGUCCCCGGCCGUGGGCAGCGCGCUGGACGCACACUCCCCGUACGCCGCCGCCGCCGCGUCCGCGCACUGGGCGUCCUCCGGCGGCUCUGCCUACAUCAAGCAGCAGCCUCUGGCCUCGAGCAGCCCCGCAUCCUCCGGCCUUCACUCCGGCAUGUCGCCCUACUCCCUGGAGCAGAGCUACCUCCACCAGAACGGCAGGGACGACAUAUCAGCCACGGUCACAGCCGCUCCUUCUCAGGACGUCUGGUCUAAUUGACAGCGUUCUCCCCGGUUCUCGCUCAUUUACUUUAACAUAACAGACCGAAGCUUUGCUAAAGUCUGGGGAUUUCUGGAGGCGAGCGAGUCGUGCUGGAACCCGAAGAGGUCCCGGAGGUUAAGCAAACAGGCAGCGCAGGUCCGACCACCCAGUGCCGUGGACGUGGGUCGCGGCCUCAGACUUUACGCGGCGUCUGAAUUGAGGCUGGACGUGUUGGAGCGUUUGGAGCCCAUCGGAACCGUGUUGCUGUGAGGGAACCGGGCCCAGGCAGCGGGCUGCGGCCCGGAGGAUGCAGCUGCUGCCUUCCGCUGGAAAACACUCACAUCUGGAGUCCUUAUGACCUCGGGCCGCAGCCUGAUUCUGAUUCUGGACGGAGAGGCUCACUUACAGACGCACAACGACGUCUAAAGCGCAUUUACAUAUUCUCACACGCUCGGGGAUAACGUUACACGUUUAGGUUGUUGGUGUUGGCUUGAAAUGUGGAAAAAUGGAAACGUUCAUUUAAUAGUAUAGCAACGAAACGUGCGACGUUUUAGAGCAGUCACCGUCAAAACCAUAUAUAAAUAUAUAUAAAUAUCAUAAAAUAUAUUUCUAUGGUGUUUUUGUAAGCACAUAACUAGUGGGGAAGUUUAUACUUAAACGUGUUACAAUAGGUUUACCGGAAUAAGGCCUUAAUGGUUUUAUUUCUUUGACUUCUACUAAUUCAUAUCUAAAAUGAAAGCAGUAGAAUCAGAGGAUUGAGGCCUCGUUAAACGUUUUAUUAUAGCGAUCCACACAGACCGCCUCCGUUUUAAACCACGUCCGAAUAUAAAAUGCUGGCGUCUUUAUGAACUACCGUAGCGUGUUCACCUUCUGCAUCCUGUUCUCUCUCACCUGCGCAGUGGGGAUCCCGCGCUACCAGAGCCACUCGUCGGUGUGCGACAGGAAGGACUUUGUGUUGAACUUUAACGGCAUCUCCUCCUUCCACCCCUCGGCUGGCGGAUCCUACUACCACCACCACCACCAC
This is a messenger RNA of Betta splendens (Siamese fighting fish), 2554 nucleotides long. Its product is annotated as forkhead box protein F2-like. Bases 538 to 1548 code for a protein of 336 amino acids. Lineage: Eukaryota; Metazoa; Chordata; Actinopteri; Anabantiformes; Osphronemidae. The record is from RefSeq and is a predicted model, not a curated record. Gene Ontology annotation, cellular component: nucleus. The transcript is spliced from 2 exons. Gene Ontology annotation, biological process: animal organ morphogenesis; regulation of transcription by RNA polymerase II. Gene Ontology annotation, molecular function: RNA polymerase II cis-regulatory region sequence-specific DNA binding; DNA-binding transcription factor activity, RNA polymerase II-specific.